AUGCAGUCAUGGAGACGGAGGUCCCUUUGGCUGGCACUGUUGGCCUCCUGGCUCCUCGUCCUGCUGGGACUCUUCCCCCUUCUCCGCCUGGCAGUGCCCACCAGCCCCCGGGCAGGAGCCCCCCAAGGCUGGCCCCGCUGGCUGGACGCAGAGCUCCUGCAGAGUUUCGCCAAGCCUGGGGAGCUCCUGGAAGAUGGCCCUCAACCUCCUCAAGCCCUCCGUGGUGGCAGCUGCAACUGGGGAGCUUGCUUUGACACCUCGAAAUGCAGAGGUGGUGGCCUCAAGGUAUUCGUGUACCCAGCGGCUGGACCCGUCUCUGAGACUCGCCACAGGAUCCUGGCUUCCGUGGAGGGCUCCCGCUACCACACGCUCAACGCUGCUGAGGCCUGCCUCCUCCUCCUCCUCAGCCCGGACACCCCCACUGGAGAGUGCGACCCGGUGCCCCCGCAGUGGGAUGGGGGCAGGAACCACCUGGUCCUCAGUCUCCACCCAGCCCCUUGCCCCCGGACCUUCCAGCUGGGACAGGCGAUGGUGGCCGAGGCCAGUCCCACAGUGGACACAUUCCGGCCCGGCUUUGACGUGGCCCUCCCGCUUCUCCCUGAAGCCCACCCGUUGCGAGGUGGGGCACCUGGCCAGCUGCGGCAACACAGCCCCCGCCCCGGGGUGGCCCUGCUAGCCCUGGCAGAGGACGGGGGCAGGUGGCACGUGGCAGGCACCGACUUCUCUGCCUGCCCCUGGGAUGGGCGCUGUGAACGGGACCGUGGACCCAAGCAGACCUACCCUGGGGCAAUGCUACCUAACGCCACCUUCUGCCUCAUCCCUGGCCGCAGUCCUGAUGUCUUACACUUCCUUCAAGCUCUGCAGGCUGGCUGCAUCCCUGUGCUUCUCAGCCCUCGCUGGGAGCUGCCCUUCUCUGAGGUCAUCGAUUGGACCAAGGCGGCCAUUGUAGCUGACGAGAGGCUCCCGCUUCAGGUCCUGACUGCCCUCCAGGAGAUGCCCCUCGCACGGGUCCUCGCCCUGCGUCAGCAGACCCAGUUUCUAUGGGAUGCCUAUUUCUCCUCGGUAGAGAAGAUCAUCCACGCCACUCUGGAGAUUAUUCAGGACCGGAUCUUUGGAGCCUCUGCUCACACCUCGCUACUGUGGAACAGCCCCCCAGGGGCAAUCCUGGCCCUGCCCACUUUCUCCCCAAGCCCCUCGGACUUCCCCUUCUACCACCUACAACAGGGCUCUCGUCCUCUGGGCAGGUUCAGCGCCCUGAUUUGGGGGGGGGCUCCAAGCCAGCCCCCCCUGAAGCUCAUCCAGGCUGUGGCAAGCUCCCAGCACUGUGCCCAGAUCUUGGUUCUCUGGAACAGUGAGAAGCCACCCCCAACCAGGUGGCCCAAGACAGCAGUGCCCUUGACAGUCAUUGAUGGGCACAGGAAGGUCAGUGACCGCUUCUUCCCGUACAGUGCCAUCAGCACCGAUGCCAUCCUCAGCCUGGAUGCCCAUAGCAGUCUUUCCACAAGUGAGGUGGACUUCGCUUUUGUGGUGUGGCAGAACUUCCCAGAGCGGAUGGUCGGCUUUCUGACGUGGAGCCACUUCUGGGAUGAAGCCCGUGGUGGCUGGGGCUAUACUGCCAAGAGGACCAACGAAUUCUCCAUGGUUCUCACCUCAGCUGCCUUCUACCAUAGGUAUUACCACACCCUCUUCACCCACUCCCUGCCCAAGGCUCUGAGGACCCUGGCAGAUGAGGCACCCACCUGUGUGGAUGUCCUGAUGAACUUCCUAGUAGCAUCCGUCACCAAGUUGCCCCCUAUCAAGGUGCCCUAUGGGAUGCGGCAUCAGGAGGCCAGACCUCCUUCACUGGAGCCUGGGGGUCCGGGGCUCAGGCAGGAGCCGCAACCCGCAGCCCAGAACUGCAUCAACCAGGUGGCGGCAGGGUUCGGCCACAUGCCUCUGGUAUCUUCUCGCCUCCGUCUGGACCCCGUGCUCUUCAAGGACCCGGUGUCCGUGCUGCGCAAGAAGUAUCGCAGCCUGGAGAAGCCCUAG
Messenger RNA from Lipotes vexillifer (Yangtze River dolphin), 2028 nucleotides. RefSeq names its product exostosin like glycosyltransferase 1 (gene EXTL1). Bases 1 to 2028 code for a protein of 675 amino acids. The transcript is spliced from 11 exons. Gene Ontology annotation, molecular function: glycosyltransferase activity. Gene Ontology annotation, cellular component: membrane. NCBI's taxonomy places the organism in Eukaryota, Metazoa, Chordata, Mammalia, Artiodactyla, Lipotidae. The record is from RefSeq and is a predicted model, not a curated record.